Messenger RNA from Cyclospora cayetanensis, 2022 nucleotides. RefSeq lists its product as uncharacterized. The record is from RefSeq and is a predicted model, not a curated record. The coding region runs from base 1 to 2022 and encodes 673 amino acids. The transcript has 8 exons. Lineage: Eukaryota; Apicomplexa; Conoidasida; Eucoccidiorida; Eimeriidae.
AUGUCGCCAUUGAGGCCCUUCGACAGCAACCGAGCUCAUUCUAGUGGCACCGUCGUGGCAUCCACUGAAGCCGAUGCAAGCUGCACCACAAAGAGCAGCAGCAUGCUUGGCCUUGAAAUUUCUGGGUCUCACAUCCACAAAAGGGCCUGCGUUGAAUCAAACAGCACCGAUAAAAGGAAAAUGAGCACCAAAUACUUAUCAUCAAGAACCAGCGGGUCACGCCACAGAGCUUCUCAGAGGCCAUGCGACGAGGAGCACCAACCUUCGAAGCAGCAACAGCACGACCAAUUACAGAAUCCUAACCACCACGGCAAGCCCGUGAAGCCUUCUUCUGGUAUUCAAACACCGCAUCACAGUGCAGCGACAGUCACACACCACCGUUCGGUUGCUGCGGCAGCAUCUCUAUGGGGAAACAACGGCAGCAAGAACCCCAACUUGGAACUGCCCACUGAUGCACUUGCAGCGGCAGCAGCAGCGAUGCUGGCUGCCCCUGACGAGGUGCGAAAAGCCCGCGAUCAGCUGAAGGAGAAGGAAUAUGAGUUACACAAACAGCAUGGGCAGCAUCCACGGUACCAGUCAAGGAGGCUCCUAGACACUCAGUUCUCCCCAGCGCUAGAGCAACGCACUGGGACAGUAACGCGUUGUCGGCUGGACGAGGGAUCCUAUUACACCUUCAAGUCUGCUAAGGUGAACGGCGCCACGGUUGAAUUUAAAAACAGGGAGCAAGCCGCUGCCUCUAUUCAUCAUCUUCAUUGCGAAUAUGGAAUCCCUGUCUGCAGAAAAUUUGGUUUUCGUUAUUUCGUCCUCGCUGAGCAGAACCCCCAACACCCCAAGGCCGGCUCCGUCAUACGGAAACCUUUGAGCAACAAGAAUCAAGAUCCCGACGAGCUGCACAAGCAUGAACCCGAAAGGAAACACAGCAAAAACGACGCCCAAGUAAGAGCUGACACAGCAGCACUGCGCAGCAGUCCACUGAAAAGCAAGAACAGCAGCCGCAACGCUAGCCUCAGGUGGUCUUAUUGCAUCAGAAUUCGCGUAAGACAGCUGCAGAGGCCGCAAGAAUUGCUGCAACUGUCGACGCAGCUGGGAGUCUUCUUUCACGAGCUUGCACACCUCCGAUACAUGAAUCAUGGGCUCCGGUUCGCCUGCCUCCUCGCGAGUAUCUUCCGCUUCGCGACUGAGAGGGGUCUAUUCGAGCCGGGCUUGGAGACUGAAUUGCCUUCUCCGUGGCUCUGGGAGCGGGUUGUAUUCUUCUGUGGAGGGUUCGUGUCUGAUGAAGUGAUCCGGAAGCUGUUACUGGCAGAUCCCAAGGCCCGUUCUGCUGCAGCAUGCGACCUCACUGCUGUUACCGCGUCUGCUGCUACAGAAGGUGGCGGCUCUCAAAGCCAGCCUGCUGACGCUUCUAAUAUCGGCCACACAACUCUUCUGGAGAGAAGCCAUGCGGCAGCUUCUUUCACUAGUGAUUUUGUUUUCUCGACUGCAGCCACAGCCACCGAGGCUACCGUUGCGUCUGCUACUGCUUUAAGAACUGGGGCCUCCGCAAUCGUGCCUUUCGCCGCAGCAUCUCCAGCAGCGAAGCCGAAGAAGUACCAAGCCGCCUUCACUAUACGGGGGGGUGAAGGUGUGCCUGGGGAAGCCCUCUGCAUGCGACAGCAACGAAAGCAACAAGAGCGAUGCCUAGCUAGUGCUGAAGCUUGGGACUCCAGUAGCCCCGGUGUUGGAAUUAUUGAUAACCGAACAGCCUCGCAAACUGAUACUAGUAGCGCCUCCACAGGUAGGAUACUGCAUAGGAGAUUAAGCGCGCCUGGAGCACUGACACGCUCCAAGGCUUCCAUCUCGCAGCAACGCCUUCAGAGUCAGCAGCGACAGUUGCUACAGACCCUUAAAUCCAGAGAUACCAGCGAAACGGUUGCUCGGAGACGCCGGGAUAUUGGUAACACACCCGGUAUCUAUCAGCCCAGAAGUAGAGUCUCACAACAACGGAAGAGAAGUAAUGGCAUCGCAAAUCUUUUAAGUAAGUAA